Messenger RNA from Eubalaena glacialis (North Atlantic right whale), 2444 nucleotides. RefSeq names its product MYC associated zinc finger protein (gene MAZ). The transcript has 5 exons. Lineage: Eukaryota; Metazoa; Chordata; Mammalia; Artiodactyla; Balaenidae. The coding region runs from base 81 to 1502 and encodes 473 amino acids. Gene Ontology annotation, cellular component: nucleus. The record is from RefSeq and is a predicted model, not a curated record. Gene Ontology annotation, biological process: regulation of transcription by RNA polymerase II. Gene Ontology annotation, molecular function: RNA polymerase II cis-regulatory region sequence-specific DNA binding; DNA-binding transcription activator activity, RNA polymerase II-specific.
CGGCGCCCCGAGCCCGGGCCCCGCGCGGCCCGCGCCCCCGGCCCCCGCUGAGCCCCGGGGGCCCCGCCGUGGCCGAGGCCAUGUUCCCCGUGUUCCCUUGCACGCUGCUGGCCCCCCCCUUCCCCGUGCUGGGCCUGGACUCCCGGGGGGUGGGCGGCCUCAUGAACUCCUUCCCGCCACCUCAGGGUCACGCCCAGAACCCCCUGCAGGUCGGGGCUGAGCUCCAGUCCCGCUUCUUUGCCUCCCAGGGCUGCGCCCAGAGUCCAUUCCAGGCCGCGCCGGCGCCCCCACCCACGCCCCAGGCCCCGGCGGCCGAGCCCCUCCAGGUGGACUUGCUCCCGGUUCUCGCCGCCGCCCAGGAGUCCGCCGCCGCCGCAGCCGCGGCCGCCGCCGCUGCCGCCGCCGCCGCCGUUGCUGCUGCGCCCCCGGCCCCGGCCGCCGCCUCCACUGUGGACACAGCGGCUUUGAAGCAGCCCCCGGCGCCCCCUCCUCCGCCCCCGCCGGUGUCGGCGCCCGCCGCUGAGGCCGCGCCCCCUGUCUCUGCCGCCACCAUCGCCGCAGCCGCGGCCACCGCCGUCGUUGCCCCAACCUCGACGGUCGCCGUGGCCCCGGUCGCAUCUGCCUUGGAGAAGAAGACAAAGAGCAAGGGGCCCUACAUCUGUGCCCUGUGCGCCAAGGAGUUCAAGAACGGCUACAAUCUCCGGAGGCACGAGGCCAUCCACACGGGAGCCAAAGCCGGCCGGGUCCCUUCGGGUGCUAUGAAGAUGCCCACCAUGGUGCCCCUGAGUCUCCUGAGCGUGCCCCAGCUGAGCGGAGCCGGCGGGGGAGGGGGAGAAGCGGGUGCCGGCGGCGGAGCGGCCGCAGUGGCCGCCGGUGGCGUGGUGACCACGACCGCCUCGGGAAAGCGCAUCCGGAAGAACCACGCCUGCGAGAUGUGCGGCAAGGCUUUCCGCGACGUCUACCACCUGAACCGACACAAGCUGUCGCACUCGGACGAGAAGCCCUACCAGUGCCCGGUGUGCCAGCAGCGCUUCAAGCGCAAGGACCGCAUGAGCUACCACGUGCGCUCACAUGACGGCGCUGUGCACAAGCCCUACAACUGCUCCCACUGUGGCAAGAGCUUCUCCCGGCCGGAUCACCUCAACAGUCACGUCAGACAAGUGCACUCAACAGAACGGCCCUUCAAAUGUGAGAAAUGUGAGGCAGCUUUUGCUACGAAGGAUCGGCUGCGGGCCCACACAGUACGACACGAGGAGAAGGUGCCAUGUCAUGUGUGUGGCAAGAUGUUGAGCUCGGCUUAUAUUUCGGACCACAUGAAGGUGCACAGCCAGGGUCCUCACCAUGUCUGUGAGCUCUGCAACAAAGGUACAGGUGAGGUCUGUCCAAUGGCAGCGGCGGCGGCGGCGGCGGCAGUGGCAGCCCCUCCCACAGCUGUGGGCUCCCUCUCGGGGGCCGAGGGGGUGCCUGUGAGCUCUCAGCCACUUCCCUCCCAGCCCUGGUGAGCUCCAAGUUGGUGGGGGGGAGAGGGGAGAAUGGAGGAAAGUCCCUUGGUACCAUCUCCUCUUCCCCUCUCUCUUCCCACCAAUUCCUCACUAUUUCCCCCAUCAACCAAGGAGCCUCCAGAAGAAAAGGAGGAAGAAGUGUUUUCUUAGGGGAAUUCGCUAGGUUUUAAUGAUUUGUUUCUCCUGCUCCUCUCUUCUCCCUAUCAGACCUGACCCCACACACACCUGUCCCCUCGGUUGUGUUGAGGCCCCCUGGACAGUGGGCAGGGGUGGCAGAGGACAGGAGUGGCCACUGCCCUCACCCCCUCUCCUCUCUGUAACCCCCUGCCCUGCCCUUCCAGGGAUUUGUGAGCCUUUCCCUCGAUGGUCCUUCUUGCUCUCCUCCUUUAAGUGUCCCCCUACUGUCUGCUGCCCCUCCCUGGGGAGUUGGUGCUUUUUUUUUUUUUUCCAGGGGGAGGGAGGAGAGGAAGGAGGGAAAUCAAAGAUUCUGUCCCAGAGAGGGGGAAAGGUGAGAUUUGAGGAGGGGCAGAAACAGGGAAGACAGAGCUUGUACCUUCAUAAGGUGGGGUGGUUUGGGGUCAGGCCCUAAAUAUCAUCCUGCUCGAGAAUCUGUCAGGGGAAAACAAGUCAAGGGGAGCAAAAGAAGGAGCCACUAGGGCCAGAGGCAGGACAAGAGAUGGAAUCUUAGGGGGCCAGGGUAAAUGGGGGGGAUCCAGGGACUAGAGGUGCUUCCUGGGGGUGGGGGGAAUGCAGCCACAGUGUCUCCCCCUUCCCUCUUCCACCCCAGCUCCAUCCCUGGCCUUUUCUUUUCAUCCUUCCCCCCGCGACAGAAGCUGUGGCCCUGGCCAUGUCAUCGUGUUCCUGUGUCCCCUGCAUGUUCCCCACCCUUCACCUCCUCCUUUUGCGCGGACCCCAUUACAAUAAAUUUUAAAUAAAAACCUG